AUGACUGUCGACAGGUUCCCGGAGCCCAAGCUCAAGUCGCCAGACGCACUCGACACGCUCCUCCGCGAGCGCGUCGCGAAGCGCGACCUCCCCGCCAUCUUCCUCGGGGCAACGAACGCGGACGAGACGAUCUACCUGAACCAGGCGGGUGAGCGCGUGUUCGGCAACGCUGCCGCGGGAGAGGUCAACGAAGAUACGCUCACCUCGGUCGCGUGCCUGCAGCUCGUGGACCAGGGACUCGCGACGCUCGACGACCCCGCGCUCAUCCGCAAACACCUGCCCGAGCUCGACGGCAUUCCCAUUCUCGAGGGCUACGAGGACGGGAAGCCGGUCCUCGUCCCCUCCACCAACCCCGUGACGCUGCGCAACCUGCUGUCGCACACGUUCGGGAGCAUCCUGCCGAUCAUCUCGCCGCUGAUGACGCGCUACUUCGAGGACGCGGGCUGCCAUAACCUCUUUGCGCCCGGCACCAAGGUGUCGGACAUGGUGACGCCGCUCGUGUUCAACCCCGGCGAGGGCUGGAGCUACGGGUACUGCAUCGACUGGGCGGGCGUGCUGGUGGAGCGCAUCAGCGGCCUGCGGCUCGACGAGUACUUUGAGCGCAACAUCUGGGCGCCGCUCGGGAUCAAGCACAUGGAGUGCUUCCCGACCGACGAGGUCAAGGCGAAGAAGAUGUGGGUGUGCAUCCGCAACGAGGCGGGCGAGCCGCAGGUCAUGCCGACCGGCUUUGGACUGGGCCGCGCCGAGCGGCCAGAGGACGUCGGCGUCGUCCUCGGCGGCGGGGCGCUGUACGGCAGUCAGAAAGAGUACCUCGCCUUCCUCCGGGGCAUCCUCCGCUCGGACCCGCGCUACCAGGGCUCGGGGCACGCGCUGCUGAGUCCGAAGAGCUACGCCGAGCUGUUCACCCCGUCCGUUGCGCCGGACCACCCCGGCAUGCCCACCCUCGUCGGCAUGGUGAACGGGUGGAUCCCCUUCGAGCCCGCAACCGAGCACACGCUGAGCCACAGCGUCGGCUUUGCGCUCUCGCUGGCGGACAAGCCGGGACGGCGGCGCGCGGGCAGCGGGUUCUGGGGCGGCGCGUGCAAGACCAACUACUGGAUCGAUCCCGCGACGGGCCUCGCCGGGGUGGCGGGCACGAGCCUGCGCAACGGGCAGGAUCCGUGGGAGGGGUUCAACAUUGAGUUUGAGCGGGUGCUGUACGCGUCAUUGGCUUAA
Molecule: messenger RNA, 1215 nt
Organism: Trichosporon asahii var. asahii CBS 2479
Lineage: Eukaryota; Fungi; Basidiomycota; Tremellomycetes; Trichosporonales; Trichosporonaceae
Exons: 2
Coding region: 1-1215 (404 amino acids)
Source: RefSeq, a predicted model, not a curated record